AUGGCACUGGAUGACCUCCCUGCCUUCAGCAACUUGCUUGAGCUGGAUGGUGUUCAGAAGGGGGGUCCCAGUGAAGCGCAGGGUGGGGGCCGGGGAAGCGCUGUCUCACGCCCCUCUCAUCUCCCCGCUGUGCUGCAGCUCCUCAUCGCUCGCCGGAGGAGAUCCAGCUGCUACUUCUACCCCCGUGCCUGGCCCGGCAUCAGGAACGCGGACUGGUGGGAACGGGUGGUCCUGAAGGAGUUUGGGCCCCGGGACUGGCUGGAGAAGUUUCGGAUGUCCAAGGAGACCUUCUUCUACAUCUGCAACCAGCUGCGGCCUGGGCUGGCUCCGCACAGCGCCCACUUCCACCCCACCCUGCCCCUGGAGAAGAGGGUGGCCGUGGCCCUGUGGCACUUGGCCACCAACGUGGAGUACCAGACUCUCAGCCCGCUCUUCGGUGUGGGGCCCUCCACAGUGCAGGCGUGCAUCCGGGAGGUGAGCUACGCCGUCGUCUUGCUGCUCAAGCCCCUCUACCUCCGGGUGCCCAACGAGAAGGAGCUGGAGAACAUGGCACGCAUCUUCUGCACCCGCUGGGGCUUCCCGCACUGCAUCGGCGCCCUGGACAGCCUUCACAUUCCCAUCCACCCGCCCCUGCGCCUCAGCGCCGACUACUGCAACGGCCAGGGCUGGCACUCCAUCCUCACGCAGGCCACUGUGGAUGGGCUGGGCCAGUUCUGGGACGUCUCCACCGCCUUCCCUGGCAGCAUGGAGAACAGCGCGGUCCUUGAGACCUCCAGCCUCUGGGUGCUGGCCAAGGAGGGCCGGCUGUGCCCCAACCCUCCCAAACACUUCAUGGGGAAGGCGCAGAAGUACGUGCUGCUGGGCGAUGCGACCUACCCCUUGCAAGACUGGAUCCUCAAGCCCUACCAGGAGGACGAGAAGCUCACCCGGCGGCAGCUGCAGUUCAACUACCGCCUGAAGCGGGCACACAGCGUGAUCGAGAACGCCUUCCUGCGCCUGAAGGCACGCUGGCAGAUCCUCCUGAAGUGUGACGACUGCAGCCUCGAGCUGCUGCCCACCCUUGUCCUUGCCUGCUGUAUCCUGCACAACGUCUGCGAAGCCCAUGACAACCCCUUCAACGAGGAGUGGCUGGGGGGGGGCCGGGCGCCCGGGGGGGCCAAACCCCGACGCCCCCCAGCCCUUGCCGCCCUGCGCCGGCCGCCAUGGAGGACAGCCGGGCCGAGCAAGUGCGCGAGCUGAUGUGCCAGUACUUUGAGAGCUGCGGGGAGGGUUGACGAGGCCGGGGAGAGAGAAGCAGCCCUGUGC
Messenger RNA from Pterocles gutturalis (yellow-throated sandgrouse), 1305 nucleotides. Its product is annotated as putative nuclease HARBI1. Lineage: Eukaryota; Metazoa; Chordata; Aves; Pterocliformes; Pteroclidae. The record is from RefSeq and is a predicted model, not a curated record. The transcript has a single exon. Bases 1 to 1239 code for a protein of 412 amino acids.